GCAUGCCAUCAGAAACGGAUCAAUUAGAAUCGUUUCCCCCAUUUUCUACAGACGGAUCAUCAUCAUCCGCCCACCUCGGCUCUGAUUUGACGAAUGUCCUGUGUCACGAUAAACCUCACCACCCUGCCUAUAUAAGAAACAGAAAGUUUCCCAACAUUCAAGCAAAAACAAAGUGUCCACAGACGAAGAGCAGACUUGAAGAAGCGCAUUUUUCCUGUGCGUAAAAAUAUAAAAGUGCCAAAAUCUUCCCGGAGAUGGAGAGGUCGGUCAGGUUCGCCGUGGUGUGCGUCGGAGUGUCUCUGCUCGUCUCCUGCCAGCCCGUGGAAGCCUGGUACAAGCAGAUGACCGGACCCAGCUACUACUCUGUGGGCCGCGCCUCCGGGCUGCUGUCCGGCAUCAGGAGGUCCCCGUACGUCCGGAGAGCCGAGUCCGAGGAGACGCUGAUGGACAGCGGGAAGGCGGCGGGGAACGACGUGAUCCCAGAGACCAACAGGCAAAUCUCCGUCCUGAAGAACAUGGCCAUCUGUCUGAAGGACAUCUCUCCAAACCUGAAGAGUUGCGAGUUGCUGCAGGACGGAACGGGCACCUUCCAGUGCAAGGCAGACGUCUUCCUCACCCUGGACUCCUUGGACUGCCUGUCCGCAUGAGCCCCCGUGACUCCUCUUCAUCGUCCUCCAAAAUAACCCAGAGAGACAGACAGAAAAACAGAACUUCUCUGGGAAAGCAGAAAAAAAAUCAAACUAGAGAAGAGGUUUGGAUGGAGAUUUGUUUCGAUGAUGGACCCUUGCAGAUCCUGAAUGUUCCUCCUUACUUAAACAAAAACAAAAAAAAAGCUAAAAAACAUUGUUCAGUUUUGCUUUUGGUUGCAUAGAAAAUAUGUAAACAAGGAAAAAAUAACGCUAGAAAGUUAGUUAAAGCCAUUUGCAUUUCAGCCCACUGCAUAAUAUACCAAAAUGUUCAUAAAUGUCCAGACGUUUCUCUGCAGUUUUCCAGAAUUCCUGUAAAUUACUUUUAUUUAUCUAUUAAAAUGAACAAACAAACAAUAUUAAA
Messenger RNA from Girardinichthys multiradiatus, 1050 nucleotides. RefSeq names its product neuropeptide B (gene npb). Gene Ontology annotation, molecular function: G protein-coupled receptor binding. Lineage: Eukaryota; Metazoa; Chordata; Actinopteri; Cyprinodontiformes; Goodeidae. Bases 255 to 647 code for a protein of 130 amino acids. Gene Ontology annotation, biological process: G protein-coupled receptor signaling pathway; feeding behavior. The transcript is spliced from 2 exons. The record is from RefSeq and is a predicted model, not a curated record.